Molecule: messenger RNA, 1342 nt
Organism: Armigeres subalbatus
Lineage: Eukaryota; Metazoa; Arthropoda; Insecta; Diptera; Culicidae
Product: leucine-rich repeat-containing G-protein coupled receptor 4-like
Exons: 2
Coding region: 19-1251 (410 amino acids)
Molecular function (GO): protein binding
Source: RefSeq, a predicted model, not a curated record
GCUAGAUCCAAGCUGACCAUGUCACACAAAAUUGUGGGACCCAUGUUGCUCGUAACAAUCCUGUUCAGCAUUGCACCGCAGGAGCUACUGGCACGCAAUUUGGUCUGCACAGAAAAGCCGGAAGCGUUCUGGCAGGAUGAGCCCGAAUCGUGGUGCCUGAUCGAGGAUGUGGACCUGGAGGAAUCGUCUGAAGAUAUCAACUUUCCCGAAGUGACCAAAAUCUAUUUGCGGAACUUCAACGUAUCGUACCUCUCGCCAACCUUGCUGUUCAAAAUGAAAAGUGUUCAACAUUUCGCGGUGGAACAUUGCACGAUGACAAAGUUGUUUCUGAAACCAACGCUCAGCAGUAUUGAAAUAAAGAACAGUAACAUAUCGGAGGUGAUCAUCGACAAGGACAGCAACUAUGAGUUGCUGAAUUUCAGUUUGGACGGUAUCUAUCGCAAGACGUUUCCGAAUAAUUUCAUCAGGUUGACCCAUUUGGAAGAGCUAUCGAUUCGGCACAACGAUCUGCCCAAAUUCAACAUGCGACAGUUGCACGGAUUGGUAAAGUUGAAAACUUUGGAUUUAAGUUACGACAGGGUAGAGCAGUUGAUCAUUCCGGAAGCGUUAAAUCUGCCUAAUUUGAAGGAGUUGUAUUUGGCGGAAAAUAGUCUGCAGAAAGUACCGGUGAGCAUUCGGAGAUUAAAAACGUUGGAAAGUUUGAACUUGCAUUCGAAUCAAAUUGCGUUCCUGGAGAUGAGUCACUUCAACGGGUUAAAUCACUUGAAAAAGUUGGUUCUCAGUGGAAACAAGCUUCAAAUAAGCACCAUGGAGCCGGUUCAUUUGUCAAGUUUGGAAAAGCUGGAGAUGAUUGGGUGUGGGUUGAAGGAGUUGGAUAUGCUGUACUGGAAGAUGCCGGCAUUGAAAUAUUUCAAUGUUUACGAUAAUAGCCUAGUCGCGAUCAACAACUUCCCGGAAAGUUUUACCAAAGAAUUGGUUUUCGUUCCAGUUGGAAACCGCUGGAGUUGUUUGAAGCUGGAAACGAUUAGUAACAAAGUGACUAUCAAAGUGAAAGAAAGAGAUCACUAUUGCGAGCACAAGGUGGCGGACAUUUGCUGCAAUGGAGGAAACAUUGACUUCAAUUUGGUGGACACGCUGGACCGAAAAGUGCAGAUGCUAAAAUUUCAAAAUUCUAUUCUCUACGAGAAGCUCGAAAUGACCAACGAAAAGCUGGAGAAGGUGAUUGGCGUUGUCGAUCAGCGAGUGGUCUGAAGGCGUUUUAGUUCGACUGAAAAUGUAUUUCAUCAUCUUUUUUUUUAUCUUUUGGCAAAUAUAGCAUGCGAUUGGUUACUGGUGUCUUAUA